This is a messenger RNA of Calidris pugnax (ruff), 2455 nucleotides long. It is a transcript of the gene URM1, whose product is annotated as ubiquitin related modifier 1. Gene Ontology annotation, cellular component: nucleus; cytoplasm. Bases 1 to 288 code for a protein of 95 amino acids. NCBI's taxonomy places the organism in Eukaryota, Metazoa, Chordata, Aves, Charadriiformes, Scolopacidae. Gene Ontology annotation, molecular function: protein tag activity. The transcript has 5 exons. Gene Ontology annotation, biological process: protein urmylation; tRNA thio-modification. The record is from RefSeq and is a predicted model, not a curated record.
AUGCUGUGUGACCUCCUAGGUGGUGCAGAACUCUUGUUUGAUGGUGUCAAAAAGCAUCAGGUGACUUUGCCCUGUCAACCAGAGCCUUGGGAUAUCAGAAACCUGCUAAAGUGGAUCAAACAGAAUCUGUUGAAAGAACGACCAGAAUUAUUUAUGCAAGGGGAAUCCGUGAGGCCGGGAAUUUUGGUGCUCAUCAACGACGCAGACUGGGAGCUAAUGGGUGAGCUGGAUUAUAAACUCCAGGACCAGGAUAAUGUGCUUUUCAUCUCGACAUUGCACGGCGGGUGAACUCCUGGAAAAACAAGAGGAUGUAAAUCCCAACCCCUGGGCAAAAAAAAUCCAAACAAAAACCUAAACCCACCCAAACCUCUCUUGAACUGCCUUGUGCCCGGUCUCUGCAUCUUCCCACCGCGUUCACUUGUUACUAGCCAUCCAAAUAAAGCCCCGCCAGCACACAGCCUGCUGUCUGCCACAACAGCAUCCAUCUUUUGGUCCUCAUUUCACCUCUCCUGACUGCACUUCCAGGUACCCUAACGAGCAGAGAGCAUCUGCGGCGUGUGGGACUUUGUUUUUCUGUGACGGGAGGAAGAGGGUUGCCGAACCUUGAGUAGGACGGUGUGUCUUUGCAGGCAAUGGGGCGUUCUGGGGGAGCUGUGCCUGCUUUGGGGCAAGGCUGGGGGGGCCUCUGCGUUGGUGCUGGGCACUGGGGUUCUUUUCACACAGUGGGUGGUGUUGGUACAGCCCGUGCACCAGCCGCGGGGACGAUGAGGGAAGGGCGAGACAUGAAGUGCAAGAAACAAAAGGUGACUUUACUAGUUUUUUCUCGGAGGUGACAGACAUUACAGCUUGAGAGCCCUCUCUAGGAGCUUUCCACUCGUCAUGAUGGUUUAUUUGUGGGAAGUGGGAGAGAAAUAGGCUUUUUUGGUUUGGUUUUUCUGAUGCCUUUGCGGCCUCCCUCCUACCUGAGCUGAGGCAGGGUGAAGUACUAGCCCACGGACAAUGUCAAUUUAUAACCAUUUGGUUGGAGGGGAAACAAACCCGUGCCUGGCCUGAGACAGCGCGGAGUGAUAAGGGCAGCAAAUUAUCUUUCUGUCAGCGUGAUGGACAGAAUUGAUCAGCCUGCCUCGCCUUCCGUGGCUGGGGAAGGGCUGGGGCUGCAGGGUUUGCAGCGCGGAGACCCCCCUGAGGAAAGAAAAUCAGUGGCUUUAACCCUUUCCAUCAGUGGGAGGGUUGGGGGGAGGCUUCUUACUGCGCACCCUGAGGAAGUCCUGUGAGCGCAGCGGAAGUGGGUGUGCUCGGCUCUGCCGGGGCAUGGAUGCUCUUGGCUUUCCAGAAGUUUCCUCGGACAGACGGACCGGCCCUCCUGCCAGCCGGGAGGCCGCGGGGCGAGGGGAGGGAAGGGGGCAGAGAGGAUGGCGUCAGUGCCAACAGGUCCAAAACGUGCUGCGUGAGCUUCCAGGAGCAUCCCACCGGGAUUGUCCUUCCUGCUGUCCUCCCCCCCACCUUCCCUGGCUCACCUGCCUUCUGGCACGGCUCCGGCAGCACCCGGGGGUCCCCGGCAGCAACACUCCUGCCCCAGCAGUGGCUUUCCCCGGGACAGGGGGGCUCUCCCCGGGGCAGGGGGGCUCGCCGGUGCCGUGAGCCCAAUGGGUACCCUCUCAGAGCUGCACCACAUACUGCUCGCCCUGUCCUCAGUCUCCAGGAGCUGCCCAGGAGGAGCUGGGGGGUGAUGAGCAGCACAGUCCACCAGCCCCUGCUCGGGCAGCCUGGCCUGACCCCCCCCCGGUGCUCCGGAGCAGGAGCCUUUCCCAUCUCAUGCCUGACGGAGGAGUUUCUCCGUCUGACGCGGAAGGGAAUGCCAGGGAGCAGUUCCCCCCCCGACUCCGGUGACUCCUCUCUCACAUUCACUCCACCACAACCCCUGUAACUGAAAGCACCCCCAAAACAGCGCCGCUGCUGCGUCUGAGAAACCCUAAUUUCAAAUAAUAACGAACCACAAUAUUCAGCUUUUUCCAAAUCCAGCCGCAGCCACUCCAGUCCAGCUUGUUUGUAAAUGACACGGACGGGCCGAGGGCUCUUCUCUGUCCCAAAUUCAGGGCUGUAUAAGCUUUGCUGGACCAGGGGAACGGAGCGGGGGGGGUUUCCAGGUGUCGGUAGGAGCUGGCUGAAAAACAAGGAACCUGUGGGGCGUGCAGCUCGAAACGGGCUGAAACCCAAGUGGGAAAAGGCAGGUUCAUCUUCAGCGCUGCUGCUGCCGGCCCGGCCUCUACGCUGCUUUUUUGCCUUAGGCCGGGCUUGUCUGUUCUUAUUCCCCCCCCUUCCCUCCAGCUGUUUGCUCCCAAUAGGAUGAGUUCCUUCCCCGGGAGGUGUUCUCCCCCUUCCUAGCGCAGGUAGACCCAGAUGGCUCAGCUCCUGCUGUAGUAAAAACUGCCAAUCAUUGCUAAAAAAAAAAAAA